AAUUUGACAUUGCGGGAAGAGCUGCUGAAAACCUUAUAACUAAAUAAUCGUUUUAAUUUCUAAUGUCUGCAUGAGAUGGACCGAUACGUGUUGGUGAUAUCCUUUUCCCAAACUUCUGAGAACCAGGUGUACGAUGAUAAAGGUUUGGAGUUGGUAAAAAGUAUAUAUAAUAGACUUGUGGAAAUCUCAGCUCAGGACUCUCAGAGAAGAAUAUCAGCAUUUCCAGCUUGUUCUCUCAGUGGUAGCCCAUUUCCUCAGAGGUGGUACUUUGCUGUUCAGGCGUGUAAAACAGCGGCACAGUUCUGCAGCACUGAUUGGGAAGAGUUGGGGACAAACCAGCUGACGACUGACAGUGAAGAGGAGAACGUGACUCCUGUGGAAGCAUGUCUGACUUCACUGAGUAAUCAGGAGGCAGCAGACCAAAAGGAAGAUCAGCCUACAAUGACAGAGUUUUUAGAAGAAGCUGCAGAAGGACUUCAUAUGCUAUCAGACAAGUUGCCACCUCCAGGUAAAGUCUUGCUGGACGUUCUGUUGUUGGCGUCUGCUGAGCAGUCUCCCCCUAUUAAAGACAUGCUGCCUCUCCUGGGAGCCCUUAAACACAUGUCCUGCUGGCAUGCUGCGAAGAUCAGUGUGGUCACUCAGCACACAACUGGGUGGCAGAAAGCUGCAUCCUCGCUUAAUGCUGGUUUGGUCAAUCCUACUGAGUUGUUUAGCUGUAUCGACCCCAGAGAAAUGUGGAGGGGAGGCCUGGUUAUCAGAGAGAAAAAGCAUGUAUCAGAACUGCGCUUUGAUGGGUUUUCACUGCGCUUUCCUGUGCAUCAGAUAUCGGAGUCUAAUUUCUUGCAAGGUCCAUACACCAAUACAGACCACACAUUACACUCUGAGGUAUAUCAUUACUACUCAUCAGUUUUAGACUUGGUUCAGGUGGUGAAUCUGUCAGACCUCCCCAGCUUUCUGAUGUCCAGCACCCAGUUUGAACUUGGCCUAUCUGGGGAGUCGAUGAGGUCUAAACUUCUCUUGGACCAGUUGAAGUCACUGCGUGGAAAGGUUGGAGCUUUGUUCAGCCUUUCCUGCAUAGUCACUCCCGUUGCCCAGCCUUCUGCCGGCCAACUCAGUUCACAGCGCUGGAAGGAAUCCCUAUCCAGAAAUCCAAAGUGUUUACUUGUGCCUGAUGUUGAGGUGAAAGGUGAGAGUGCUGUCUACCUCCUGUUGGUCCAGGGCUCAGACGAUGAUGAGUCUGGAGCCUGCAGGGUCCAGAUGAUUCACUCAACGAGUCAGAUUAAUGGAGCAGCUGCUAUGGCAACCAUCUCUAGCUUGCUAAGAGCAAAACCUCUGUCAUCAGGAGUUGAAUGCAAAAUCCUCCGUCCUCUGCCAUGUAUCCAAGGAGACCACCUGCUGCAAAGAGAAAGAAAGGUGGCCCAGGUUCAGACACUGGUACUCAAAGAAUAUCUUAGACUGAAAGAGGAAGCUUCAGCCUCAAAUUCAACACUCACCAAUGAGCUGAAGGCCGUUCUGAAUCAGGCCAGGGAGCAGUAUCUGAAGAUGGUCAACUCCACUCUGCCCACUGCUGCCACCUGUCUGACAAAGGAGCAGGCUCCAAAACACACAGGUUUUCAGACCUUUACCCACCAAACAUCUGAAUGGCCUGAAAGAAGUGUCCUCCACAACAUAGAAAAUGUGCAGAGGAGACGACAGAAGAGAAGAAUUGGUAUGUCAGGUCCAGGCUCUAGUGACAGCCUGCUGGGUCCCAAAGACAGCCAGAGGGGCUCCUCUGCUUUACUUGAUGCUAAAGAACUUCUGAAACACUUCACAUCUGAUGGCUUGCCCUGCGGGGAUUUGCAACCUCUGGCUGUCAACAGAGGUAAUAAUGUCUUUCAGUUGUCACCAAAUCUGUCUCCUGGAAGAGUCAGCCGGAUGCCCUUCAGCAAGGCUUCAGCCUCUCAUUAUCAUGGCAUAGAGUUCUGUCUGGAUGACCAACGGUCACUAGAGCGGGACCAGGCUUUUGUACGGCUUCAGUCCCGUCUGAUUCGCUAUGAAACCCAGACCACUUGUUCCAAGGAGCCCUCUGCCCUCCCGUUUGCCCUCAGCCCUGCCCCUUCACCUGCUCUGGUGUCAGAACCAGGAAGUGUUCCUGAUGGAGAGACUCUGCAGAACAAUGACGUUGCACGGCUCAAACGUAGAUCCAGGGAAACGGACAUAGUUGGAGGUUUUCCUCGCAAGAGGUUGGUAAAGUCGGAGAGCAACGACUCCCUUUGUUCACAGAGCAGCGGCAGCAGCGGCACACAUCCCACUAUUAGGUCUUUACGGCAACAACCGAGCAGAUCCCAGUCCACCUCGUCCUCCACAGGCUCCUCGUCAGCCACAAGACAGGCAUCAGGUUUGGUGGCUCUCUGUUCUGACAAACCUAAAUCACAGCAGCAGAAGACACAGGAAGGAAACGCUGAGGACAAGCCUCCCAAAGAGUCACGAUCACAGAAACACAACAGGAUGCUGCAGGAGGUUGUAACUAAAACACUCAAACACCAUGGGAUCACUGUUGAGCAUGAGUGCUUUGAGGCCUGCAGCAAAAGGCUGUUUGAUAUCUCCAAAUUCUACCUUAAGGAUUUGCAGACGUCCCGGGGUUUGCAUGACGAGAUGAAGAAGGCUGCCAACAUCAACGUGAAGCAGGUCAUUGACUGGGUGCUGGAGAAGACCUCAAAGAAAGGAAGAUGAUAAUGAGCGGGUCUGCGUAGGUCUUUUGAUAUAAUUGAAGAGGUUUUGCCUCAAAGAGCAUCUCCAGUUAUAUUUUAACACAUUCAUGAGAGUGUUUGAUGUUUUAAGCCUUUCUGAUUGGUUUUAAAUGGUUAGAUUAAGCCCAUUUUAAUUAACUAAAUCCUUUUUUUUUUCUUUUUUAAUUUGUUUUCUUCUCUGGGAGAUCAUAUGGCAACCUAUGCUUGUUAAGCUGCGGUUUUGUGCUCAUCCAACCUUACAUAUAUCCAUUGUUGUAGAGAUUUGAAACACACAACUCGACAUAGUACAAGCUGCUCCAGCUGCAGGUGCUGGAGGUCACAGAGGAUUAGAUUUUGUCAUCAAGCUGCAGUCUUCUUUCUCUUUUUAGCAGUUUCAUACAUGAUUUAAAAUUUGGCUCUGUGUUUUUGUUUCUAAAUUCAUCCAUGUUUAAUUGCUUCAUGUUUGUACAUAUUUUAUCUUUGUGUUUUGUAGUUGUUUCCCCGUAAGAUAAUAAAUGUAUUGGAUCGUAUUUGUUGAACAGCUCAGUGUGUGCAAGGGCAGUGCGUCUGCAUGAAAAAGAUAUGAAUUCACGUGUGCAAGAAAUAUGCAUUAUAUUAUCACAGCUGACAGCUGACAACCCAGAACAACAAAUUCAUGCCAAAUGCAAAGAACAUUGAUACGCUGUCACUCAUACAUGUCUUUGUGAAGAUGGUUGUUCCAAGGUUGGUAUUUGAUACCAAAAAAAUGAAUAACCGAAAUAGAAAUAACUGAAGAACAUUUGGUAAAAGGCAAAUUUCAAAAUAAACUAACAGUAAAGUUGCAGCACAAAGGAACUUUUGCAACUUGGAGUUCAGUAAGUCCCCCUGUAGAUGCAGAGGUUGUCAUUUUUACAAAACUAUCCAAGGGUUUUUCUCUGGUUUGGUCACGGUAUCGAUUGCUCUCCUGUCAUCACUUUUUUGAGUCAUCAUAUUUUUUAGCUUCUGCUAUGAUGUUCAUAGUGCAGUAAGCGAUACACAGUUGUUGCGAGAGAAGACCAUGGCCGAGGCGUAGUAGUGAAGUAGUGUAGGAGAGAAGAGUGAGAUAACACUUCCUUCACAUGAAACUGAACAUUAUUUUAAUAUGAA
Molecule: messenger RNA, 3833 nt
Organism: Cololabis saira (Pacific saury)
Lineage: Eukaryota; Metazoa; Chordata; Actinopteri; Beloniformes; Belonidae
Gene: mtbp
Product: MDM2 binding protein
Exons: 23
Coding region: 76-2712 (878 amino acids)
Biological process (GO): traversing start control point of mitotic cell cycle; protein localization to kinetochore; regulation of protein ubiquitination
Cellular component (GO): kinetochore
Source: RefSeq, a predicted model, not a curated record